Messenger RNA from Frankliniella occidentalis (western flower thrips), 3859 nucleotides. RefSeq names its product cullin-4A (gene Cul4). NCBI's taxonomy places the organism in Eukaryota, Metazoa, Arthropoda, Insecta, Thysanoptera, Thripidae. The coding region runs from base 126 to 2525 and encodes 799 amino acids. Gene Ontology annotation, cellular component: Cul4-RING E3 ubiquitin ligase complex. Gene Ontology annotation, molecular function: ubiquitin protein ligase binding. The transcript has 13 exons. Gene Ontology annotation, biological process: protein ubiquitination; ubiquitin-dependent protein catabolic process; DNA damage response. The record is from RefSeq and is a predicted model, not a curated record.
GUCCGGCAUUCGGCCUCGAGCACAAACAUGAUGUUUGGUAGGCUUAACGUUCAAGUGCAAAGAAUGUAAAUUUUGCUUUAGCAAAAGAGAACGGUGCGGUAAGGCUGCGGCCGUAAUGCUCCUCUAUGUCAAAUCACAUUAGGGGUCGGAUUGUGGGACGUGAGGAUUCAGAAAAUAGUCCAGUUCAGAAGAGGACCUUGUUAAGCGCUGAGUAUCCUGGCAGCAAGAAGCUUAAGCUGGCCGACGAAAUGACAGACACGGCAAAUCAGAAGAGGCCGAACUUUUCAGCUCUGAGCACAAGUCCCAAUGGUAUUAAUAAAACUGCAUCUCUAGUAAAUACCAAACCGGGCGCUGCGAAAAAGCUUGUCAUCAAAAACUUGAAAGAAAAACCAAAACUUCCGGAAAACUAUGAAGAGCAGACUUGGGAAAAAUUGAAAGAAGCUGUCAUUGCCAUUCAGACCUCAAAGUCUAUACGCUACAGUCUGGAAGAGCUUUAUCAGGCUGUUGAAAAUAUGUGCAACCACAAAAUGGCCUCUCAUCUUUACCUUAAUCUCACAACAUUGGCUGAACAACAUGUUAAAGCUAACAUUCAGCAGUUCAUGGCAGAAUCUAUGGAUCGACACUUCUUCUUAAAAAAGAUGAAUGAAUGUUGGCAAUCACAUUGUCGACAGAUGAUUAUGAUUCGAAGUAUAUUUCUUUAUCUCGACCGAACUUAUGUUCUACAAAAUCCAACAAUACACUCGAUUUGGGACAUGGGUCUGGAAAUGUUCAGACACCAUAUUGUGAUGAACACUCUUGUUCAGACUCGAUGUGUCGAUGGCCUCCUCAUGCUUAUUGAAAAAGAACGGCAAGGAGAUGCAGUUGAUACAACGCUUUUAAAAUCCCUCCUGCGAAUGCUCUCUGAUUUACAAAUAUAUCAAGAGGCAUUUGAGUCUAAGUUUCUUUUAGCCACAGAACGUCUAUAUGCUGCUGAGGGUCAGCGUUUAAUGCAAGAACAUGACGUACCUGAGUAUUUAGCACAUGUCAACAAACGUCUUGCUGAAGAAAAUGAAAGACUUCUGCACUAUCUAGACUCAUCUACAAAGUGGGCUCUCAUACACACUGUAGAGAAGCAACUUUUAACAGAACAUUUAACCGCAGUGCUGCAAAAAGGACUGGAUCUUUUACUUGAAGAAAACAGAAUAUCUGAUCUAUGUUUGCUGUAUAAGCUCUUCACCAGAGUAAAAACUGGUCUUCAAGAAUUAUGUACCAACUUCAAUGCUUACAUUAAGAAAAAGGGUCGUACGAUUGUUAUUGAUCCGGAGAAAGACAAAACAAUGGUCCAAGAGCUGCUUGAUUUUAAGGAAAAAAUGGACAAUAUUGUUUCUAAAUGUUUCCAAAGCAACGAAAAAUUCAGUAACAGCUUGAAAGAGGCAUUUGAACAGUUUAUUAAUCAAAGAACUAAUAAGCCUGCUGAACUUAUUGCCAAAUUUGUUGAUUCAAAACUUCGUGCUGGAAACAAGGAGGCAUCAGAAGAAGAACUGGAGCGUUUGUUGGAUAAAAUUAUGGUUCUCUUUAGAUUUAUUCACGGCAAAGAUGUGUUUGAAGCAUUUUACAAAAAGGACCUGGCAAAGAGAUUAUUAGUUGGUAAAUCGGCUUCAGUGGAUGCUGAAAAAAGUAUGCUGAGUAAGCUAAAGCAAGAAUGUGGUGGGGGCUUCACUUCCAAACUGGAAGGCAUGUUUAAAGAUAUGGAACUAAGCAAAGAUAUUAAUGUUGCUUUCAGACAGUAUAUGUCCAAUGCACGUACUGCACAUUUACUGAACACCAUAGAUUUGACAGUAAGCAUUCUUACCAUGGGAUAUUGGCCUACAUAUGUUGCCAUGGAUGUAACUCUUCCUGCCGAAAUGGUCCAGUACCAAAAUUUCUUUAAUAGAUUCUAUUUAGGAAAGCAUUCAGGCAGAAAGCUGCAAUGGCAACCUACAUUAGGUCACUGCUUGCUCAAGGCUGAAUUUCCUCAGGGUAGGAAAGAGCUUCAAGUCUCUCUCUUCCAGGCUCUUGUACUUUUACUUUUCAACCAAGCUGAUAAUAUAACAUUUGAAGAGAUUAAAGCAGCUACUAAUAUUGAGGAUGGAGAAUUAAGGCGAACUCUUCAAUCUCUAGCAUGUGGUAAGGCUAGAGUUCUGCAAAAGACUCCUCGAGGUCGUGAGGUUGAGAACAAUGAUGUGUUUGCUUAUGAUUCUCAGUUCACAAAUAAACUGUGCCGCAUCAAAAUUAAUCAAAUUCAAAUGAAAGAAACUAAUGAAGAACAGAAAGCAACAGAGGAGAGGGUCUUCCAAGACAGACAGUAUCAAAUCGAUGCUGCUAUUGUAAGGAUUAUGAAAAUGAGGAAAACCUUAAGUCAUAACCUUCUGAUUAGUGAACUUUAUAACAUAUUGAAGUUCCCCGUAAAGCCUGCUGAUUUGAAGAAACGCAUUGAAUCCUUGAUAGACCGAGACUACAUGGAGAGGGACAAAGACACAACAAACCAGUACAAUUAUGUUACCUAAAUGUACUAACAUUCAGUUGGGCUGAAAUAUGUUUGAAAGGUAAAACAUGAGUCAUAUGUAAAGCAAGAGCAGUCUAUGGCGAGCUCAUUUUGUUGUGAAUUGUCCACAAUUUGUAAUGUCAAGACAUUAUUGUACAGUUAUUUUAUUUCACAUCUGAGUGUGAUUGAGUCUGGAAAGCUACUUACAGAUUGUUUACUGAGUGACCUGUGAUGUUAAAAUGAAUUGGAAAGGCCUUACUCUGUUAGGGGCAAGUAUUUCUCUCCCAAUACUCGCUGACUAUGGAUUUUGUGUAUUUAUUGUCUAUUAUCUAUUAUCUUUUUGUAAGAUUGAUAAGGCUAAAUUUAACCCUCAUUGGGACUGCAAUGUUAUUAAAUUUUGUGGGUGACCAUUUUUGUUGCUCUCUCCCUUAUGCUAUGUUCCUGAACACUUAUGGUUUACACCUUGAGAAUUUCAGAUUGGGUCCACAUCUACAUAUUGGCAACCGGCCUGGAGAUGCUUAUCGAUGCUUAUUGGUCUACUUCAUUCUUGAUUCACACCAAUAUUGUGCCUCUAACCGUGAACUGUGAGGUGAUUCUCCAGAAUUAUGGAAGACUUAACUUCAGUCAUUUGUCACUGUGACUAGUUAUUAAAAAGCCAUAUGGAUUUGUCUUCAAAUUCAUUUCAGAGGCACUAUUUUAUUUUGUAUAGUUAUUCCCUUCAGUGAUCCUAACCAAUCUCCAUCUUGUGGGUAGAAUACCGUCAGCAAGUUGUGUGUAUUUGUGUGUUGGUUAAAGUAAUCUUAAUCUUCCAUAUAAACCGUGUGCUAAAGUAAUGAGAAUUCAGAAGCAUUGUCGUAGAUUUGAUUGGAAGUGAUGUUACCAGAGCAAUCUCCAUUUUCCUAAUUUUAAGUCCUUAAUAAUUAAUUUGUUUCUAUCAGCUACAGAAGUCAAAAUCUUAUCUGUACUGUUUUAUUGAUUGACAUCAAAUUUUGUGAAUGAUUUAUUCAUUUUGUCUUGAACCUGACUUGCAACAUGUACUUCUUUUGCUGCAAUACCACACUUGUUUGCCAUUUUUAAUCUAAUUUAUACAUUGAACAUCACUCCUAAUCAAAUUUAAUUAAGCUGUGAUAAACACCAUUAUGUUGUGAAGAUAAAUUUAGAAAAGGGAAAAUAAUUGUCACUGGUCAUUUUAUGAAAAUACCUGUACAUUGAUUUUCAUUACAGAAAUAUGUAUGAGUUGCUUUCAAUAACCCCCACCCUCUUUUCCCCUACCUCCCUGUCUUUUCUCUGUACAAUAAUUGUACGUAUGUGUACUAGUUCAAUAUUUUUCAACAAAUAUAGUAGAUCUACUACUAA